UCAAGCCACAAAAGCCAAAGCACCAGACUGUGGGGUCACAUCGAGUAAAAAUGCAGUUCAAGCUUGCAUGCACUGGCCGCCACGCGCUCCGGCUACGCAGCCCGCAGGCUUCCGCCGUGCCACCUCGGCAAUGUGCGGAGCAGCAGCACCGACGCAUAAACGUGCUGCAGUGCCUGAGCGCUUCAACAGACCCAACUUCACUUGAGCAGCUUGCGGCGCGGCCAGCCCCAGAACAUGACGCCGCGGCCGCGCAAAUGCAGCGCGUGGCUGCAGCGGUGCCGCUCUCACGACGCACCCUGCUCGCUCUCGCGUCCAUGGCCGUCGCCGUGGCCGCGCAGCAAUUGGGCCCUGCCAGCACCGCUCGUGCAGAAGAGGCUUCUGCUGUGGCCGCCAGCACCAGCGGCGCCGAGCAGGCGGCGGCCCCGGGGCCGUUGACGCAGUACAACAACACCGCCCAGAAGUACCAACUGCUUGUGCCGGCCAGCUGGGAGUCCAAGGGGAAAGCGGGCGCCGACGCGCUGUUUGAGGACCCUGCGCGGCGCUCCACGAGUGUGGGCGUGACGGUGAACCCGGUCAAGGUGGCGUCCAUCGACAAGUUCGGGUCGCUGGCGGAGGUGGGCGACAAGCUGCUGGAGGCGGAGAAGAAGAAGGAGAGCACGCUGGCCGUGUCGCUGGUGUCUAGCUCGGAACGGCAGGGCGGCGCCGGUGCCAAGCUGUACGAGUACGAGUACGAGCUGGACAGCACCCGCGGCCGCAAGCGCAUCCUCAACACAGUGACCAUAUUCAACUCCAGGCUAUACAUCCUAAACGCGGCAUACAAGUGCGAGAAGGAGGCGUGCGGCGAGGAGUCCCUGGCGGGUGUGCAGCUGCUGCGGCGCGUGGCGGCCACGUUUGACGUGCAGCCGUAGAAGAGCCAACAGGAGGUCUGGAGCCCUAGAUGCCUAGAUGUCAUAUUGAUGGCGGAUGUGGCUUUGGCUGAGAAAGGGAAGCUGUACGGAGGUACAUGCGGGAGGGCGAGGACUGGAGCUGUCUGGGGGGCAGAGCUGGAGGGGUGGUACGGCGCUGGGACACGCUGCCUCCUGCUGAUCCCGCGCCCCUGGGCAGUCAGGCUGCGUGGGUGCUGGCGCAUGGUUGGCAUGGGGUCUUGGAGUGAACGUCCAUCUAUUGAUACAUGUAGCUCUCUCGGGCAGAGUGACGCGGAGUUUGGUCCACCCCUCAGUUCACCACUUCACCCAUAUCCGUGCAUGGCGAGCAUGGUGAUCGUACGUGGCAUGGGGCUGUCAGGCCACGAACAAGCAAGCAUUCGCUACAGUUUAAUUUAUUACAUAUGUAAAGUGACGAAGAC
Molecule: messenger RNA, 1345 nt
Organism: Chlamydomonas reinhardtii
Lineage: Eukaryota; Viridiplantae; Chlorophyta; Chlorophyceae; Chlamydomonadales; Chlamydomonadaceae
Exons: 5
Coding region: 51-908 (285 amino acids)
Biological process (GO): photosynthesis
Cellular component (GO): photosystem II oxygen evolving complex; photosystem II; extrinsic component of membrane
Molecular function (GO): calcium ion binding
Source: RefSeq, a predicted model, not a curated record